Molecule: messenger RNA, 6363 nt
Organism: Mesocricetus auratus (golden hamster)
Lineage: Eukaryota; Metazoa; Chordata; Mammalia; Rodentia; Cricetidae
Gene: Tnks2
Product: tankyrase 2
Exons: 27
Coding region: 245-3745 (1166 amino acids)
Biological process (GO): protein localization to ciliary inversin compartment
Cellular component (GO): ciliary inversin compartment
Molecular function (GO): protein binding; NAD+ poly-ADP-ribosyltransferase activity
Source: RefSeq, a predicted model, not a curated record
GCUCCGGGGCUCGGCGGGCGGGUUCGCGCUGCCUCCGCGGCGGUGGGGCAGCCGGGGGUCACGGAGUCGUGCAGGGGGCGCGCGGCGGCGCGGCCAUGGGACUGCUCCGGCUCUGGUGACAGCGGGGAGCCGAGCGGCCCGGGCCCUGAGCGCGUCUCCCGCGGGGGGCCUCGCCCUCCUGCUCGCGGGGCCGGGGCUCCUGCUGCCUUUGCUGGCGCUGCUGCUGGCGGCGGCGGCCAGGAUCAUGUCUGGUCGCCGCUGCGCUGGCGGGGGCGCGGCCUGCGCGAGCGCCGUGGCCGAGGCCAUAGAGCCGUCGGCCCGCGAGCUGUUCGAGGCUUGCCGCAACGGGGACGUGGAGCGAGUGAAGAGGCUGGUGACGCCCGAGAAGGUGAACAGCCGCGACACGGCGGGCAGGAAGUCCACCCCGCUCCACUUCGCCGCAGGUUUUGGACGGAAGGAUGUAGUUGAGUAUCUGCUUCAGAGCGGUGCAAAUGUGCAAGCACGUGACGAUGGGGGUCUUAUUCCUCUUCAUAAUGCAUGCUCUUUUGGUCAUGCCGAAGUAGUCAGUCUCCUUUUGCAACAUGGUGCAGACCCAAAUGCUCGAGAUAAUUGGAAUUAUACCCCUCUCCAUGAAGCUGCAAUUAAAGGAAAAAUUGAUGUUUGCAUUGUGCUUUUACAGCAUGGAGCUGAGCCAACCAUCCGAAAUACAGAUGGAAGGACAGCAUUGGAUUUAGCAGAUCCAUCCGCCAAAGCUGUUCUGACUGGUGACUAUAAGAAAGAUGAACUAUUGGAAAGUGCCAGGAGUGGCAAUGAGGAAAAAAUGAUGGCUCUGCUUACACCAUUGAAUGUCAACUGCCAUGCAAGUGAUGGCAGGAAGUCAACUCCGUUGCAUUUGGCAGCAGGCUACAACAGAGUAAAGAUUGUACAACUGUUACUGCAACAUGGAGCUGAUGUCCAUGCUAAAGAUAAAGGUGAUCUGGUGCCAUUACACAAUGCCUGUUCUUACGGUCAUUAUGAAGUAACUGAACUUCUGGUCAAGCAUGGUGCCUGUGUAAAUGCAAUGGACUUGUGGCAAUUUACUCCUCUUCAUGAGGCAGCUUCUAAGAAUAGGGUUGAAGUGUGUUCUCUCCUCCUGAGUUAUGGGGCAGAUCCAACACUGCUGAAUUGUCACAAUAAAAGUGCUAUAGACUUGGCUCCCACACCACAAUUGAAGGAAAGAUUAUCAUAUGAAUUCAAAGGCCACUCAUUGCUGCAGGCUGCACGGGAAGCUGAUGUGACAAGAAUCAAAAAACAUCUUUCUCUGGAAAUGGUGAAUUUCAAACAUCCUCAAACACACGAAACAGCAUUGCAUUGUGCUGCUGCAUCUCCAUAUCCCAAAAGAAAGCAAAUAUGUGAACUGCUGCUAAGAAAGGGAGCAAACACCAACGAAAAGACUAAAGAAUUCUUGACUCCUCUGCACGUGGCUUCUGAAAAAGCUCACAAUGACGUUGUUGAAGUAGUGGUGAAGCAUGAAGCAAAGGUUAAUGCUUUGGACAGUCUCGGGCAGACAUCAUUGCACAGAGCUGCACACUGUGGUCAUCUGCAAACCUGCCGCCUGCUCCUGAGCUAUGGAUGUGACCCCAACAUCAUAUCCCUUCAGGGUUUUACCGCCUUGCAAAUGGGAAAUGAAAAUGUGCAGCAGCUGCUUCAAGAGGGCAUCUCACCAGGUCACUCAGAGGCAGAUAGACAGUUGCUUGAAGCUGCAAAGGCUGGUGAUGUAGAAACUGUAAAGAAACUGUGUACUGUUCAGAGUGUCAACUGUAGAGACAUCGAAGGCCGUCAGUCAACGCCACUGCAUUUUGCAGCUGGGUACAACAGAGUGUCUGUGGUGGAAUACCUGUUGCAGCACGGGGCUGAUGUGCAUGCUAAAGAUAAAGGAGGCCUCGUGCCUUUGCACAAUGCAUGUUCUUACGGACACUAUGAAGUUGCAGAACUUCUUGUCAAGCAUGGAGCAGUAGUUAAUGUAGCUGACUUGUGGAAGUUCACACCUUUACAUGAAGCUGCAGCAAAAGGAAAAUAUGAAAUAUGCAAACUUCUGCUCCAGCAUGGUGCAGACCCUACAAAGAAAAACCGAGAUGGUAAUACUCCUCUGGACCUUGUUAAAGAUGGAGACACAGAUAUCCAAGAUCUACUUAGAGGUGAUGCAGCUUUGCUAGAUGCUGCCAAGAAGGGUUGUUUAGCCAGAGUGAAGAAAUUGUCUUCUCCUGAUAAUGUAAAUUGCCGUGAUACCCAAGGUCGACAUUCUACACCUUUACAUUUGGCAGCUGGUUACAAUAAUUUGGAAGUUGCAGAGUAUUUAUUGCAACAUGGAGCUGAUGUGAAUGCCCAAGACAAAGGAGGGCUCAUUCCUUUACAUAAUGCAGCAUCAUACGGGCAUGUAGACGUAGCAGCUUUACUGAUAAAGUACAAUGCGUGUGUCAAUGCCACGGACAAAUGGGCUUUCACACCGUUACAUGAAGCAGCCCAAAAGGGACGGACACAGCUUUGUGCUUUAUUGUUGGCCCAUGGAGCUGAUCCUACUCUUAAAAAUCAAGAAGGACAAACACCUUUAGAUUUAGUUUCAGCAGAUGAUGUCAGCGCUCUCUUGACAGCAGCCAUGCCCCCUUCUGCUCUGCCCUCUUGCUACAAACCUCAAGUGCUCAAUGGUGGGAGAAGCCCUGGGGCCACCGCAGAUGCGCUGUCUUCAGGUCCAUCCAGCCCUUCAAGCCUCUCUGCAGCCAGCAGUCUUGACAACUUAUCUGGGAGUUUUUCUGAACUGUCCUCAGUAGUUAGUUCAAGUACAACAGAAGGUGCUGCCAGUUUGGAAAGAAAAGAAGACCCAGGACUGGAUUUUAGUAUAACUCAGUUCAUAAGGAAUCUUGGGCUUGAGCACUUAAUGGAUAUAUUUGAACGAGAACAGAUCACCUUGGAUGUGCUAGUUGAGAUGGGGCACAAGGAGCUAAAAGAGAUUGGGAUCAAUGCUUAUGGACAUCGACACAAGUUAAUUAAAGGGGUUGAAAGACUGAUUUCUGGACAACAAGGUCUUAAUCCAUAUUUAACUCUAAACAACUCUGGUAGUGGAACAAUUCUCAUAGAUCUGUCUCCUGAUGAUAAAGAAUUUCAAUCUGUGGAGGAAGAGAUGCAAAGUACUGUCCGAGAGCACAGAGAUGGAGGUCAUGCAGGUGGCAUCUUCAACAGAUACAAUAUUCUCAAGAUUCAGAAGGUUUGUAACAAGAAAUUGUGGGAAAGAUACACACACCGGAGAAAAGAAGUUUCUGAAGAAAACCAUAACCAUGCAAAUGAAAGAAUGUUAUUUCAUGGGUCUCCUUUUGUGAAUGCAAUUAUCCAUAAGGGCUUUGAUGAAAGGCAUGCAUACAUAGGUGGCAUGUUUGGAGCUGGGAUUUAUUUUGCUGAAAACUCUUCCAAAAGCAAUCAGUAUGUGUAUGGAAUUGGAGGCGGCACUGGAUGUCCAAUUCACAAAGACAGAUCGUGUUACAUUUGCCACAGGCAACUGCUCUUUUGCCGAGUGACUUUAGGAAAGUCUUUCCUGCAGUUCAGUGCAAUGAAAAUGGCACACUCUCCUCCCGGCCAUCACUCAGUCACUGGCCGGCCCAGUGUGAAUGGCCUAGCGUUAGCUGAGUAUGUGAUUUACAGAGGAGAACAGGCUUACCCUGAAUAUUUAAUUACUUACCAGAUUGUAAGGCCUGAAGGUAUGGUUGAUGGCUGAAACCAGUUCCACCAAACCUAAUGUCCCGAAGCAGCUGAUGGCCUCUUAAGUUUCACUCCUUGGCUGGAAAAUUCAUCCUGACCACAGGCCUGUGGCAAAAACGAUAAAAAUGUGAAAGAAGCUUAACAUUCUGACUUGAUAAAGCUUUAAUAAUGUACAGUGUUUCUAAGUAUUUCCUGUUUUUCAGCACUUUAACAGAUGCCAUUCCAGGUUCAACUGGGUUUAUCUGUACUAAAUUAUAAACAGUUAACUUGAAUCUUUUAUACGUUGUGUAUUGAUUCUCACAAAAAUGGUAAUGCCCUCAACAGAACUCAUUUUACUAAUCAGUACUGUGUUCUUUAAAACACAGCAUUUACACUGAAUACAGUUUCAUUUGUAAAAUGUAAAUAAGAGCUUUUGUACUAGCCCAAUAUUUAUUUACAUUGCUUUGUACUAUAAACUGUUCUAGAGCUGCAGCAGUUACAGAGUAUUUUCAUAUGUGUUGCUCAUCUGUGUUUCAUCUGUCAUCGCCUGAGUGAUCGCUACAUUUGAUUCCAGAGGCUGCUCGGUUGCUGGUGGAGACUUAGUGGGGAAACAAUGAUUUAUCAAAUUCAAUUUGCUGAUGGAAGCAUUUCUUUCUCAUUUAAGAGUUUUAUGAAUACUCUUGGAAUUUAAUUUGUGGUGCCUUUGUAUCUACAAGGCACACAUUCCAUAGAGCUCUGGUGUGAAGUUGUGGGGGCUGAUGGCUAAAGAAGUGUCCUCGAUGGCCUCAACCUCUGGUUCUUGCCUCAGAAAGCUUUCUGAUGUUAUGGGCAUCAGAGCAAGCAAACUCCCCCAAGUUUUCAAGAGGCUUGACCCUGGCUUCUGAACACCGAGUGCUCUGAUCAUGGAAUGUAAGUAGAAGUUAAGUUUCAGACAGGGGAAAGGCAAUCCUGGACAAUUCCCAAUCAGUUCUAAUUACCUUAAGUCUAAAAAGGGUGAAUAACAAGUGGGAGUGGGUACUUUUCUUUUUAAUUUUUUCAUGAUCUUAUGGUUAUAUUUAUAGCCAAGUCUAUUUAUCAUGAGUAAACACAACCCAGAACCAUAAAUGUGAGUGUAUCUGCCUAGUUAGAAAUAUGCCAUCACAGGCUUAUGUUCAGUAUGGCAGCUGUGGAAGAAAUGACUUUCCAUGAAAGGCCACUCAGACUGUUCUCUAAUGUAAGCCCUGUGCUCACCAUCUUACACAGAGGCCUACCUUCCUGCAGUCCACAGAGAAGUCGAGGGGAGGUUUUUAUCCACCUAAGUCUUUGUAAAUGAGGACAUCCUCUUCACUGUAACACCUUAUCUUUGUGUGGCAUUUAUUUGUCUCUUAAUUAACUGGUCCUUUAUAGAAACUUGUAUAUAUAAUUGCUCGAAAAUCAAAUUUAUUGUCCUAUGAGUUAAGAGAAAUGUAUUUCUGGAGUUGUUCCUAUGAUGUUUAAGAGGUCAAAAAAUCCUGACCUGGACAUGGUUUUAUACAGCUCUCUAUUAAUUACAAAUACAAUCCUAAAAUCAUUUCUUGAAACAUAAAAGGAGCAUGCCAAAUUUUAUAAAAGCUGGAUUUUAUAGGUAAAAGAUAAUGAAAUGAAUUAAUGGAGUUUAUAUUUGCAUACUUCUCAAAGUUUGACCUAUAUUACUCUAUUCAUGGAUCUGGAAUUGUUUCUCAUAUAAAAUCAUGGUCUAGUUAUGAUCUAUGUUACUUCCUCUGACCCACUGCAUAUUUGUGUUGUUUUCCACUGUGAUUAAUGUGCUAGCAUGGCAAUGUUAACUGGGAGCUGGGAGUUUGGGGGUGUGGUUUAGUGCUUUGCAUGAAAUAUUUUACUUUAUAAUGAUGGAAUUGCUUUUUCUUUUGCCUUGUGAUUUUUUUUGUUGUUGUUCUGAAGUGAAAUUUAAUUUGUGUGUGUGUGUGUGUGUGUAGUGCUUUUCUGCCCAUCUGAGUGUCUUAUUUGUAUCACAUUCCAUGCCCUCACUUAAUUCUUAAUAAACUGUUUACUUGCUUUCUGGAUAGCAUGGUAAUUGCUGGAGUAGUAUAAAUGUAUUGAAUGGUCCUUGAGAAAUUCAUUGAGAUUACAGUAAGUCAUAAUUGCAGGAAAACAGUGUAGUUUGAGUCUGAUAGAAUGCAGCAUAAAUGUAAAACAUUGAGUGUUGUGGCCAUUCUUACUCAGAUACUUCCUGAUAGAAGUAGAGUGUGUUUGGAUGUUUACACCAUCCAAUGCAAUGUAGUCCUAAAAAUUCAUUCAUGAACAUCAGUCUGCUUAACUUAUAAAGAGAAAUAUAUUUUUGUUUUCUAUGUCAUAAAAGCAUUCUUGAUAAGUUUCCAAAUCUCAAUCAGUGGUAUUUUUUUCUCUAAAAGGAAAAAAAGUAGUGUAUUUUAUAUUUCCAUAUGCUGAUGACCUGUAUGUAAUCAGUCCUUGAUGGUCCAUAAGAAGAGAGUGAUGGUACAAGUAUCCCUACGUCUCACUUUAAGUCUGUGUAAGCUGCUUUAUCUUCCUGCUUCAUUUAAGAUGAUAGUGAAGUGUUUGCUUGCUGUUUCCUGAGCGUGCAUGCCCACGUAUGAUGUGAUCCAACUGUUUGCAGGUUGAGGCAAGAAAACAUGCAAAUAAAUUUCCCAAAGCUCUUAA